Messenger RNA from Durio zibethinus, 1596 nucleotides. Its product is annotated as protein transport protein sft2-like. Lineage: Eukaryota; Viridiplantae; Streptophyta; Magnoliopsida; Malvales; Malvaceae. Gene Ontology annotation, cellular component: membrane. The record is from RefSeq and is a predicted model, not a curated record. Gene Ontology annotation, biological process: vesicle-mediated transport.
CCCAACCUUUGACACAAAACGACACCGUUACCUUGUCAAAUUACAAAGAAAAACAGAAAAACAUCGCCUUGUCUUCAUUUCUAAGCUCUUUCCCAGGACAGUUAUUCUCAUACAGCAGCCUCACCACUCCCGGGCCUUAACUAAUCCAAAAAAAUUAAAAUCCAACAAAAAGGUUGAAUCUUUAGUGCUCUUACUUUCCAAGAAACUAAAACAAACAAAAAAAAAAUGCAAGCUUGGUUCUCAGGGGCCAGUAGCGUGGGUGAGGGGCAGGGAAAAGAAGGGUCAUCUCUUUUAGCGGAUUGGAACUCAUAUGCAGCUUCAAGAGAUGCAGAAGAGGGCACUGCAUCUGGGUUUGGGUUUGAUCUUGAGACUGCUGUGAGGUCUGCCAAUGAUACUGUCACUGGCACCUUCAAUGUUGUUUCAAAAGGGGUGAGAGAUAUUCCUGGGAGUCUCCAAUCUGCCACAAGUAGUGUCCCUUCAGGAAAAGCACUUAUCUAUUUUGGUUUAUUUCUGGCGACUGGGGUCUUUUUUGUUUUCAUCGCUUUUACUAUAUUUCUUCCAGUCAUAGUGCUCAUGCCCCAGAAAUUUGCAAUCUGUUUUACCCUUGGAUGUGGCUUUAUCAUUGGAUCAUUCUUUGCUCUAAGAGGCCCAAAGAAUCAGUUUGCCCAUAUGUCAUCAAAAGAGAGGCUUCCUUUUACAUUGGGAUUUAUUGGAAGUAUGAUUGGUACCAUAUAUGUUUCCAUGGUGCUUCACAGCUACAUUCUGUCUGUGCUCUUUUCUGUUUUACAGGUUCUUGCACUUUCAUACUAUGCUAUUUCUUAUUUCCCUGGUGGAUCUGCUGGGCUGAAAUUUCUCACAUCUGCUCUUACCUCUUCAGUAACAAGAUGUUUUGGGAGUUGACAAGUGUCACUUUGCCAUUGUUUUUUCCUUGUAUACUUCUCAGCUAUAGUUAAGACAUUAAACGGUCUUGUAUGGCUUCCACGUUCUCAACAUUUUCUUUACUUUUAUUUUCAUCGAAAAAAAAAAACAGAGUGGGAAAAAAUUUGAAGGGUGUACCCUUUAUCUGCAUCAAAAUUUUCUGAAUGGCUGAACAACAAAAACUUGGAUCAAUUGACAGCAGUAAUUCUCACUAAUUUGGUUCUUUACCAUUUUGAUGUAAGAGGCCAGCAAUAUAUUUAGAUCUUUACUCAUAUUCAUGCCCUUAUCCCUGAAAAUCCCAAGUGGCCACUGUUCUGGUUCUUUUGUAUAGCCAUAAUUCAUUUUCUUUCAAAGAAGAGGAGCUAAAAUCAUUGAAGGAUGAGCCUAUGGUCUUCAUUAAUGAGGUUCAAAACUGCAUAGGCUCUAAUGUUUUAUGUUGGAUCUUGGAAGCAAAUUGCCAAUGUCCUGUCCAUGUGAGCUUCCAUCCUUUAGUGAACAUGGAUUUAAGUCUCAGCAAGAUCUGCAGUAAUGUGGUUUGGCUAUAUCUGUUACCAGUGUCUUGAGAUUUUCAAACUUCCCAAAUACCAUAGCUGAAACUGACUUGGGGGAAGUGGGGUGGGUGGGAUGUCUAACUAGUUUCUAUGUCAUUCCCCCGUAACAAUGCCACAUUCUGGAAAA